CGGAAGUGAGCGUACCGCAGCGAAGAAGAGGCUGUCAUUCCGGUCAAAUGCGGGUAAAUGUCAGCCUGAGCAGAACCUGUCGAGAAGCUUGAGCUUAGUGGCGCUGUUUGCUGUUCCUGCUUCGACCUUUGGAGAAAGAAAGCGGGACCAUGUUGAGGGUUUGUCUGCGAGGAGUGAAGGCUUCAGCCCGGAAGGACUGUGGGAGACUCCGUGUGAUUCACCUGCAGCAGAGCAGGGGGUACGCCUCAGGAGGAAGCAGCAGCGGCGCCUCCAGAGUGGUCUUCACUGGCUUGUUAACGGUGAGCGGCGGCAUCGGAGGCACGGUUCUCUACGCCAAUUGGGAUCCCAAGUUUCGAGCAGCGGUGGAGAAGAACGUCCCGUACUCAGACUGGCUGCUGGGCCUGGCUCUGGGACCGGCUCCUCGGGAUUCAGGACUCCCCGUCAGGAAACGGAUGGAGUCCAUCCAGCCGCCGUCCAUGAUGGAAAAGCAGAUGAAGACGUCCAAAGUCAAGUCAGGAAAGGAGACGGCGGAGCCUCCUGCCCCAGAGUCCAAUCAAGCAGCGCCUGCACCCAGCAUGCAGGAAGCUUCAGCUGAAGCUACUCAGAUCAUCUCGGCCAUCAGUGAGGUCCAGUCGGUUCCUGCUCCGUGUGACUCACAGGCUAAAGAGGAGUGCAAGGAAUGCAGCGAUCAUAAUGUUACCAUGGAAACAGCAUCUGUCCCUCACGAAGCGCAGUCAGCAGUGACAUCUGAACCUCUAAAGGAGCGACCAGUGGAAGAGGUGGCAGCUAGACUGGCCCAACAGGACCAGGAAGACAAAGACACCUUAGCAUCUGUAUCAGCUAGUCUGGAAGACUCUCUGGCUAGCACUGCUCAGGCUACUCUGCAGGCCAUCGGUGCGCAGGAAGCAGCUCUGCAGGCCAUCACUCUGCACACUGACAAGCUGAAGGAGGCAAUGGAGGCAGAGGCUCCAUCUGAGGAGAAGUCGACCCAGUGGAAAGAUCUAGAAGCUGCUCUCGCUGACAGAACCACUUCGAUGAGCGACGCCAAAGCUGCUCUUCUCAAAGCCAAUGAAGCUCUGGACGCUCUGAAAGCUGUGAUCGACUCGUCCAAAGGAUUGAAGUUCCCGGCUGCGCGGCCCCUGGUUCUGGCAGCAGAGGAGAACCUGCAUAGAAUGAUGGUGGACCUGGACAAAGUGGUCUCCAAGGUUCAGUCUGCAGAGUCGGAGGCAAAGAUCGUGGCCCAGUACAGCGAACUGGUCCGUGAGGCCAAGCAGCAGUUCCAGAGGGAGGUGAGCAGCCUGACUCCAGAGAUCCAGGCUAACUGGAAAGGACUCGCCGGCAAACUGUCCACGGACGACCUGAACGCUCUGAUCGCUCACGCUCAUCGCCGCAUCGACCAGCUGAACAGAGAGCUGGCGGAGCAGAGGGUCCGAGAGAAGGUCCACAUCCAGGCGGCGCUGGAGCAGCAGAAACUAGAGGACCAGAGAUCCCUGGAGAACGCCGUGAGCAGCGCCCUGCAGCACGUGAAGGAGGAGGCGCGGCUGGAGCAGGAGAGGAAGCUCGCAGAGUUGAGGGAAGUGAUCGAGGCAGAGAUGAGGACGCAGCUCCGCCGUCAGGCCGCCGCCCACACCGACCAUGUCCGAGACGUCCUCAAAGUCCAGGAGCAGGAGCUCAGAGCGGAAGCUGAACAGGUCCUCAGCAGCAAGAUGCUGGAGCAGGAGACGCGGUACCGGCAGCUGAGUCAGGAACAGCUGGAUAACUUCACCCUGGACAUGAACGCCGCCUACGCCAGGCUGAAGGGCGUGGAGGAGGCCAUAGACAGCCACGUGGAAGCAGAGGCGGCGGCCCGGAAAGCUCACCAGCUGUGGCUCUCUGUGGAAGCUCUCAAUUACGCCUUGAAAACUGCAGGCGCUGAAUCUCCCAGUAUGCCUCUGGAGGACGCCGCUGAGGCUGUGCGCGCCAGCUGCACGGAUAACGACUUUGCCUCGGCGCUGGCGUCGGCUCUGCCUGAAGAAUCGCUGAAGCGCGGCGUGUACAGCGAGGCUUCCCUCCGUGCUCGUUUCAACGCGCUGCGGUCGCUCGCUCGCAGAGUCGCUCUCAUCGAUGAAUCCCACAACACCUUGUACCAGUACUUCCUGUCCUACCUCCAAGCUGCGCUGCUGUUUGAGAAGCAGCAGGAAGCCCCGCCCACCCAGCUCCGCAGCGAGGAUUUGGAUCCCUUCAAGCUACUGUCCUAUGCCAGCUACUGCCUGGAGCACGGUGACCUGGAGCUAGCGGCUAAACUGGUGAACCAGCUGCGAGGAGAGGCCAGGAGAGUGGUGGAGGACUGGCUGACGGAGGCCAGGCUGACGCUGGAAACCCGGCAGGCGGCCAGUCUGCUGGCGGCGUACGCCAAUGCCGCGGGGCUAGGAAGCACUCAGGUUCCAUAGCGCUGCGGCCGAGGAAAACGUUUCAAUUCAACCACAUUAACACCAGUUUAGUUUCCUAUAUUUGUCAACAUGUCCUGAAAAGUUGAUCCACAUUCAGCUCAACUCUGUUGUGAAUAUUGCACCCGUUAAAUAAACCAUGAAAAGGAACCAU
This is a messenger RNA of Cyprinodon tularosa, 2580 nucleotides long. RefSeq names its product inner membrane protein, mitochondrial (mitofilin) (gene immt). Gene Ontology annotation, cellular component: MICOS complex. Bases 150 to 2429 code for a protein of 759 amino acids. The record is from RefSeq and is a predicted model, not a curated record. Gene Ontology annotation, biological process: cristae formation. Lineage: Eukaryota; Metazoa; Chordata; Actinopteri; Cyprinodontiformes; Cyprinodontidae. The transcript has 14 exons.